Rattus rattus (black rat) is the source of this 1185-nucleotide messenger RNA. RefSeq names its product nucleosome assembly protein 1-like 1. Gene Ontology annotation, molecular function: chromatin binding; histone binding. NCBI's taxonomy places the organism in Eukaryota, Metazoa, Chordata, Mammalia, Rodentia, Muridae. Gene Ontology annotation, biological process: nucleosome assembly. Gene Ontology annotation, cellular component: nucleus; chromatin. The record is from RefSeq and is a predicted model, not a curated record.
AGUAUUUGGAGUUCUUACAUGAUGGCAGACAUUGACAACAAAGAACAGUCUGAACUUGAUCAAGAUUUGGAAGAUGUUGAAAAAGUAGAAGAAGAAGAAACGGGUGAAGAAACAAAAAUGAAAGCACGUCAGCUAACUGUUCAGAUGAUGCAAAAUCCUCAGAUUCUUGCAGCUCUUCAGGCAAGACUUGAUAGUCAGGUAGACACACCAACAGGAUACACUGAAAGCUUGCCUAAGGUAGUCAAAAGACGAGUGAAUGCUCUCAAGAAUCUUCAAGUUAAAUGUGCACAGAUAGAAGCCAAAUUCGAUGAGGAAGUUCAUGAUCGAAAAUAUGCUGUUCUCUGUCAGCCUCUAUUUGAUAAGCGAUUUGAGAUCAUUAAUGCAAUUUACGAACCUACAGAAGAAGAACGUGAAUGGAAACCAGAUGAGGAAGAUGAAGUUUCGGAGGAGCUGAAAGAAAAGGCCAAGAUUGAAGAAGAGAAAAAGGAUGAAGAAAAAGAAGACCCUAAAGGAAUUCCUGAGUUUUGGUUGACAGAUUUUAAGAAUGUUGAUUUGCUCAGUGAUAUGGUUCAGGAACAUGAUGAACCUAUUCUGAAGCCCUUGAAAGAUAUUAAAGUGAAGUUUUCGGACGCUGGCCAGCCUAUGAGUUUUAUCUUAGAAUUUCACUUUGAACCCAAUGAAUAUUUCACAAAUGAAAUGUUAACAAAGACUUACAGGAUGAGGUCAGAACCAGAUGAUUCUGAUCCCUUUUCUUUUGAUGGACCAGAAAUUAUGGGUCGUACAGGGUGCCAGAUAGAUUGGAAAAAAGGAGAGAAUGUUACUUUGAAAACCAUUAAGAAGAAGCAGAAACACAAGGGACAUGGUGGGACAGUUCGUACUGUGACUAAAACAGUUUCCAAUGAUUCUUUCUAAUUUUUUGCUCCUCCUGAAGUUCCUGAGAAUGGAGAUCUGGAUGACGCUGCUGAGGCAAUACUGGCUGCAGACUUUGAAAUUGGUCACUUUUUACGUGAGCGUAUAAUCCCAAGAUCAGUGUUAUACUUCACCAGAGAAGAUAUUGAGGACGAUGGCGAUGACUAUGAUGAAGAAGGUGAAGAAGCUGAUGAGGGUUAUCAGCUCUUCGAAGGAGUCAAAAGCUGCAGUAAACUUUUUCAACAUUGGCUGCAGUAAAUCUAUUCAAUAAAAGGU